UUUAUGUUUGAUCUAUUACGAUUUACAAUUACGACAGCUAUCCGCUAUAUUAUCUACAUUGUGUGUGACUAAUUGAGUAUAGAAAUUCUGAAAGUGAAAAAUAAACCUAAACAAAAAGGUCUAAUUAAGUUUGUAAAGUCUUUGAUAAAAUACAUUCUACAAAAUGACAUCUGGACCUUACAAUUACUCGUAUAUUUUUAAAUAUAUAAUUAUUGGUGAUAUGGGGGUGGGAAAGUCAUGUCUUUUACAUCAAUUUACAGAGAAAAAAUUUAUGGCUGAUUGUCCUCACACAAUUGGUGUAGAAUUUGGAACUCGAAUAAUUGAAGUUGCUGGUCAAAAAAUAAAGCUACAGAUUUGGGAUACUGCUGGACAGGAAAGGUUCAGAGCAGUAACACGUUCUUAUUACAGAGGAGCAGCUGGUGCUUUGAUGGUAUAUGAUAUAACAAGAAGAUCAACCUAUAAUCAUCUAAGUAGCUGGCUUACAGAUACUCGCAACUUGACAAAUCCUAGCACAGUGAUAUUUCUUAUUGGAAAUAAGUCAGAUUUAGAUGGUCAAAGAGAUGUUACAUACGAAGAAGCCAAACAGUUUGCCGAUGAAAAUGGAUUAAUGUUUGUCGAAGCUAGUGCUAAAACGGGCCAGAACGUCGAGGAGGCAUUCCUCGAAACGGCGAAGAAAAUAUAUCAAAGUAUCCAAGACGGGCGACUGGACUUGAACGCGGCGGAGUCUGGCGUGCAGCACAAGCCGGCGUCGCCCGGGCGCCCGUUGGCCGCGCCGCCCGCCGCGCGCGACCACUGCGCCUGCUAACUCGCCCGCACGCCCUCGAAUAGUGAAUAAACGCUGUAAUUAUCCUCGAUGAAAUUAUUUUUGACAAAUGCGGUAGCGAUAGACGCCUGUGUCGCGACUAUUUUCGUGCCGGUAGGCGUGGCUAGGGAAGCGACGUCUGUCGCCGAGGUCCAUUCUAACAAGCAUUUCAAAUUACACAAUUGCUAUAAAAGUAGUAAUAUUAUCUGACAUUUCACUGCUGUGUGAUGGCCUCCCCUGUUUUAGUAGAAUGAUUAAAUGUUAAUUUCCUCUGGGUGAUAAAUGAAAUCAUACAUUUAAACUUCGAGAUAGAUCACUGCAUUCUCUCCAUAAGGACAUCCUGAAUGCUGGUCUUUAAUAAAAAGCAGUCAAACUCAAACAUAUAGGCAGCUUUUAUAAUAAAAUAAUAGUUGAUGUUAAAACAGACUUGAAGUAAAUAUCCUAGCUUCGCCUAUGUUUGUGCCGAUUGUAUAUAUAAAUAUAUAUAUAUAUAUAUCUGUAUGCAAAAUUUUUAUUUAUACUUUAUUUAUAAUUAUAAAAUUAGUAAUAUUUAUAGUAUGAGAAAUAUUGUUUGAAAAGAGCACCAAAAUCUCAUUUACAUUCCACACAAUUGGGUUCAUGGAAUUUAUAAUUAUACAUAUAGGAUAAGUGACUUGUUAGGAUUGUAGUGAAUUUCGUUAAAGAUUGCACUUAUAAGGAUCAUAUUGGUUGGAAUGAGUUAAAAUAAACAAUGCAGAUAGUCAAUGUAUAACAGUGUAAUAAAUAUAAAGCUAAUAAAUAAAAACAUUUUAGCAGUUACGGAUUAAUUAUUUUAACUAAAACUUUUAAUUACUUAUAUAAAAAAUAAUAAUCAAAUGAUGUAUUAAUAAAUAUUUAAUCUUGUUCCGAUUUUAUCAUUUAGGCUCUUAAAGAUUCAAUUGGUUAAAUUAUAUUUUUCCGAACAAUUAUUAAAUUACUGUUAUUUCUCUAUUUUUUUUUUUUUGUAUACGGUAUGUUAUUAACGAUCACUUGACACCUAGAUAUUAUUGGUAGAGAUUUAGAAUUACGAAUAAAGUUUGCUAUAAGCAGAAUAUACAGAAUAAUUAUAUUUUUAAAUUGGUUUUGAUUUGAGUUACUCACUUCAUAUAAUUAAAUAAAAUUUGUAAAAAUUUUGAAUAUUCCUUAAGACAUUGAAAUAACUUUUACAUCUCCUGAUUUAAUAAUAAAUAUAUAUUUCUCUAAAACUAGUUAAUAUGUGAACCUUCAUUCACGAAGGCCCUCAUUCACCCCUCGACGUUAAAUGAAAUAAUUUGAAAAUUAACUUGAAAAUAAUGAAAAACAUAAAGUAAUAUUGAGUUUCAACUAGUAUUGAUUAUAAUUGCAUAAAUUGUACUCUACCAAAUUAUCUAGGUCUUCACUGAUUGGUUAUUUAAAAAUAAAAUCAUGGAUACACUUAAUUAACCUUAGCAGAUUUUUGAGCAAAGAAAUCUAAGGCUAGAUCGUAAUGUCAAGGUUAACUUUUACAGGUUGAAUUGGGUACACAGUUUUUGUCACUAAUAUUAAAGGCUGUUUCUUAAUUAAUUCACCGUCAAGCGAAGAUGUUAAUCCAUUUGGAUUUAAAACCUAAAACUUUUUUGGCACUGAUUUUGAUAAUCUUCAUAUAUGUUGCUUACUAGAACACUUUAAAUUAUUCCCGAAAUAGUGAUUUGUUGUUUUCAGUUCUAAAACGGAUUUCCUUUUAGUGGGGCGAAAACGACCCCAAUUGCAAAUGAGAGUUAAUAUUGUAUUAUUGAUGCAAACAACAACUUUUUUAACAAUAUUUGAGCAGUUACUUCGUGUCCUACUCUAAAUGAAAAAUUAUCAUAUCCAAGGAUAUGCUUUAAUAUUCUGUUAAUUGUUUGAAUAAGCGUAUCAAAUUAUGUUACUAUAUAGAUUGUGAUGUAAAUCUGAGAAUACUAUUGUUAGUAAAUUAAUGUUGUCUACUGAAGUUUCCAUUGCUUUUGUAUCUUAAGUAAUUGAAUAAAUGUUAAAUAUGUUAUUUUUAAUCAAAUGAAUUAUAAUUUAUUGCAAUUUUAA
Molecule: messenger RNA, 2857 nt
Organism: Vanessa tameamea
Lineage: Eukaryota; Metazoa; Arthropoda; Insecta; Lepidoptera; Nymphalidae
Gene: Rab14
Product: ras-related protein Rab-14
Exons: 5
Coding region: 164-805 (213 amino acids)
Biological process (GO): Golgi to endosome transport; endocytic recycling; phagosome maturation
Cellular component (GO): trans-Golgi network; Golgi apparatus; recycling endosome
Molecular function (GO): GTPase activity; GTP binding
Source: RefSeq, a predicted model, not a curated record